Phytophthora sojae is the source of this 2232-nucleotide messenger RNA. RefSeq lists its product as hypothetical. NCBI's taxonomy places the organism in Eukaryota, Oomycota, Peronosporomycetes, Peronosporales, Peronosporaceae. The coding region runs from base 1 to 2232 and encodes 743 amino acids. The record is from RefSeq and is a predicted model, not a curated record. Gene Ontology annotation, biological process: mitotic spindle organization; microtubule-based movement. The transcript has 3 exons. Gene Ontology annotation, molecular function: microtubule motor activity; ATP binding; microtubule binding.
AUGAUGCAGGAUGUUGGUACCAAGUCUGGCGGUGCUCGAGCUGUGGAGCGCGUGAAAGUUUUCUGUCGCGUGCGGCCCCUCCUGCAGCGCGAGCGUGACGGCUGGAGCUACGAAGAGUACUGCCAGCACUUCGGGGAAGACGAUCAGCCCUUGGAUGCGGGCGAUACACAGCAACCUGCCAUCGAUUCCACGCCCGAGAGCUCCGACGAUGACCCAGCCACGUUCAUCACGGAAAAGGGGCGCAGGAUCACUGGGUCCUUGACGCCGUCGCUCACGAUGCAGCCGGACGGCCGCAGCGUCACGUUCCAGGCGUCAAACGCAGCACACGGCGAGGCUCGGCUCUUCCAGUUCGACGGCAACCUCAUCGAGACUUCCGACCAGCAAAGCGUAUACGAGCGUGUGGCUGCGCCUAUCGUGGAGGACGUCAUGGCCGGAUACAACGGUACCAUCUUGGCGUACGGCCAGACGGCGACUGGCAAAACCCACACCAUGGUCGGGCCGGGGGACUUGGUGCACGGAGACCAACGCGGCCUUAUCCCACGCGCCUUGGAAGACAUCUUCAUUCGAGCCGAGAAGACUCGGUCGCAGGCAAAGACGACGGUCGCGCUGAGCUACGUGCAGAUCUACUGCGAGCGCAUCUUCGACCUGCUGGAGCCUGACACCGCGCCCAGCAACAUCUUGGUGCGGGAGGACGCAGACCGCGGCGUGUAUAUCGACGGCGCCGCUGCGGUUCACGUGGCCAAUGUCGAGGACUGUCUGAACCUCAUGGAGAGAGGCAACGCGAAUCGCGCCGUCUCCAGCACCGAGAUGAACGCACACUCCAGUCGUAGCCACGCUAUCCUCAUCCUCCGAGUCGAGCGCAAGGAGUUCGCCCCGCCACCGUCUUCAAGCGGAGCAUCGAGCAGCAGUACGCAGCCUGUUAUUCGGUUAAGCAACCUCUACCUCGUGGAUCUUGCAGGCUCCGAACGCGUGAAGAAGGCUCGAGUCCACGGUCGUCAUAUCAGCGAGCUCAAGGCUAUCAACCUCAGUCUUUCAGCCCUUGGUAACUGCAUCUCCGCCCUCAGCAAGCAGUCGCAGCAGAACCAAGCGAGUUACCACGUGCCAUAUCGGGACAGCAAACUCACACGAUUGCUGCAGUCCAGUCUAGGAGGUAACGCUAAGACGGCUCUGGUGGUGACAGUCACGCCCGCUGUGUCAGAGGCACCGGAGACGCUCCAGACGCUGCAGUUCGGCCAGCGCGCCAUGCAGGUCGCCGUUCGAGCUCAUCGCUCAGCCUUGUCAGUACUUGACUAUCGCACGCUGUAUGAAGAGAUGCGCCAGGCACUCGACGAGGAGCAGCAGCGUUCACAGCAAGCCGAGGCAGCAGCUAGUGACGAGAAGGCUCGAGCUGCGAUAGCAGAGGAAAAACUGACGAAGGCGCUUCUUCGGGUCCAGCAUUUGGAGUUCGAGCUUGAAGCAGCACAAACAGCAACCAGACACUCCACGGCUUCAACAGGAGGUGAGGGUGACGCAGGGAGCGACGUGGAGCGCAUGAAGCUGGAGCUUCAGCAGCUUGUAGCGCGCCACGGUCAGGACAUCGCACAGGUGAAGUCCGCUUGCGACCGGCAGAUCGAAACGUACAAGCGACUAGCGCAGGAAGCUUCGCAGGAGUGGCACGAGGUCGAAGGAGAACUGGCGGGCGAGAAAACGCAAGUGCUUCACACGCUGCAGGAGCUCAAGGAGUUCAAGCUCCGCUACUUCCAGCUGGAGGAGGACACGACGGAGCGCAUCGCUGAACUUGUCCAGGAUGAGCGGGACCGAGAACGGGAACGAGAUGCCGCUAUGUCGAGAGUCACCGCCUUGGAGAAGGAGCUCAAAGCGAUUCACGCGAAGAUGGUGGAGGGCGAAUCCCAACGAGAAAAGCUUCAAGACCAGAUCGACACAGAGUUCGUGCCUAAAGAAGCGAUCCAGCAGAUGGAGGCGUUGUACGAAGGAGCGAUUUCCAAGCUGCAGGCGCGAGUCGGGUGUCUGGAGAACAAGUCGCUGAGUCGGAGACCUAAAACACCCAGCAACAACAGCAACAAUAGCACAGCCCCAGGACAGCCGCAGCGCUCGCUGCCUGACGUCAGGAAACCAGGAAUGGCGAACAACCGUGCAGUGCCCAAGAUCGGCCGACUCAUCCCAGGAUCCACAGCAGGUUCAGCCUCACGACUUGGCUCCGGUCCCAGUGUAUCAUCACGGAUUCUGCAAUAA